Prunus armeniaca (apricot) is the source of this 1452-nucleotide messenger RNA. The record is from the annotation of a GenBank genome assembly. Lineage: Eukaryota; Viridiplantae; Streptophyta; Magnoliopsida; Rosales; Rosaceae.
AUGGCAGCAGUGAUUAGGAUGCACCCCAUGUUGCUUCAACUCACUCUUACUUCUUUCGUCUUCUUGAGCUGUUUGAGGAACGGGAAUGCGGGGAUCACAAGCACUUUCAUCCGAUCCGAGUAUCCAUCCGUGGAUAUCCCUCUUGAUAAUAAAGUAUUUGCUGUUCCAAAGGGUCAUAAUGCUCCACAACAAGUGCAUAUCACCCAAGGUGACUAUGAUGGAAAGGCUGUUAUCAUCUCCUGGGUUACUCCUGAUGAACCAGGGACGAGUAAAGUGCAAUAUGGUACAUCAGAGAAUGGAUACGAGCUUUCUGCAGAGGGGAUUGUGACAAACUACACAUUCUACAAAUACAAGUCUGGGUACAUCCAUCACUGUCUUGUUGAUGGCCUAGAGCAUGACACGAAGUACUAUUACAAGAUUGGGAGUGGCGAUUCUUCUCGAGAAUUUUGGUUUACAACACCUCCAAAGAUUGACCCAAAUUCUCGUUACACAUUUGGGAUCAUAGGUGAUUUGGGUCAGACAUUUAACUCUCUAUCAACUCUUGAGCAUUACAUGCAGAGUAAGGGACAGGCUGUUUUAUUCCUUGGAGAUCUUUCCUAUGCUGACAGAUAUCAGUAUAAUGAAGUGGGUUUACGGUGGGACACAUGGGGUCGAUUCGUUGAGCAAAGUACUGCAUAUCAGCCAUGGAUUUGGUCUGCUGGCAAUCAUGAAAUUGAGUUCAUGCCUUAUCUGGGAGAAGUUACUCCUUUCAAAUCCUAUCUUCAGCGGUAUGCUACUCCUUAUUUGGCCUCCAAAAGUAGCAAUCCUCUUUGGUAUGCCAUCAGACGUGCAUCGGCUCAUAUAAUCGUACUGUCCAGUUAUUCUCCAUUUGUGAAAUACACACCUCAAUGGAGGUGGCUAGAAGAAGAAUUGAAAAGGGUUGACAGGGAAAAAACACCUUGGCUCAUCGUCCUUAUGCAUGUUCCAAUCUACAAUAGUAAUGACGCACAUUACAUGGAAGGUGAAAGCAUGCGAGUAGUGUUUGAGAGUUGGUUCGUUCAUUACAAAGUUGAUGUAAUCUUUGCUGGCCAUGUCCAUGCGUAUGAGAGAUCGUAUAGAAUCUCAAAUAUACACUACAACAUAACAAGUGGUGACCAGAACCCCAUACCAGACAAUUCAGCUCCUGUAUACAUAACUGUUGGAGAUGGAGGGAACCAAGAAGGACUUGCUGGAAGGUUUAGAGAUCCACAACCAGAUUAUUCUGCGUUCAGAGAAGCCGCCUAUGGACAUUCUACGCUUGAGAUUAUAAACAGGACACAUGCACUCUACCACUGGAACCGCAAUGAUGACGGGAAGAAAAUUGCAACUGACGCAUUUGUAUUACACAAUCAGUACUGGGGUAUGAAUCGUAGGAGGCGAAAACUGAAGAAGCAUUAUGUUAGGAAAAGUUUGGAGCAGAUCGCAAUUUAUUGA